AUGACAAUCCGCAAAACCCCCACGGGCACCCCCGGCACAGUCACCCUCCCCCCCGCCGGCCUGCCCUCGCGCAACCCGUCCACCUCCUACUGGCUGCGCGACCCUUCGCCCACCCUGCUCGGCCACCGCGGCACGCCGGAUUUGCCUACGACUGCCGAUGUGGUGGUGGUGGGGAGCGGGAUUACGGGGGCGUUCGCGGCGAAGUUUUUGAAGGAGGCUGGUGGGGAGGGUGGUGGUGGGAGGGGGAGCGUGGUUAUGUUGGAGGCGAGGGAGGCUUGUUCGGGUGCUACUGGGCGGAAUGGAGGGCAUUGCCAACCGUUGGUGUAUGGUUCGGUGCCUGCUGUGGCAGCGUUUGAGUUGAAGGUGUUUGACUUUAUGGAACGGUUUGUGAAGGAGGAAGAUGUAGACUGCGAUUGGGUGAGCCUCUCCGGAGUCCAUGCCUUCCUCUCCAAGGACAUGUUUGAGCUCGCGGCAGCCGACGUACAGAAACUACAGCAAAGCCACCCCGAACUCGCCGCGCAGCUCGAGGUAGUCUACCCGGCGGACUGCACCUCCGCCACAGGAGAGAAGCAAACCCUCGCCUCACUCCGCGUCCCCUCCGCCCAAGGCGUCGUCAUCCAGAAAAAAGCCGCCUCCCUCUGGCCCUACAAACUCGUUGCCGCCAUCCUCGAGUGCCUCAUCACCAACCACCCAGCUCCCAGCUUCAACCUCCAAACCAACACCCCCGUCAGCUCCCUCUCCCGCGCCGAAUCCGGUCCCGGCUGGACCCUCACCACCCCCCGCGGCAUGAUCACCGCCCGCCAGGUGCUGCUCGCCACCAACGGCUACACCUCGCACCUCCUACCCGCCUUCUCCGACCUGAUCGUGCCUACGCGCGGCCAGAUCGGCGCGAUCCUACCCCCCAGGUCGGAAUCGGAAUCGGAAUCGGAACCCGCCCCGUCCAGCAGCCUCCCCGCCAAUCUAACCCACGCCUACACUUUUGCCGCGUCGGCGGGCCCCGGCGCCGCCGUCGCUGCGCCCCGCGACGACUAUCUCGUACAGCGGCCUCUCCCGUCCGGCGAGUUGAUUUAUGGCGGCGGCCGGCGGUUGGCGCGCGGUAUGGGAGUUGGUGAGUGGCGGGAUGAUGAGGUUGAGGAGGAUGUUGCGCGGUAUUUGCGGCGGGAGCUGGCCCCGCCGUUAGAUCUUACGCCUGAUGUGGGUGUGGAUGGGCAGGGGAAGGGAGUGGCUGAAGGGGAGUUGGAGGCGUCGUUUGAGUGGACCGGCGUUAUGGGAUACAGCCGGGACCAUCAUGCCUGGGUGGGGGCGGUUCCUGAGAGUUUGGGCGGUGGCGGACCCGACGGGGGGUUGUGGGUGUGCGCUGGGUAUACGGGACAUGGGAUGCCGGCCGCGGCGUUGUCUGCGCGGGAAGUGGUGAGGCAGAUGACGACGGGAAGUGCGGAAGCGGUGGUGGGAGAGGGUGAGGUGAGGUUUCCUAGGGAGUUUGCUCUGGAUGAGGAGAGGGUGGCGAGGGCGAGAGGACUGCCACAUUUAACACAGGGUUGGGAGGCCACGAACCUCGCGGCGCUUAUGGGUGAUUCCAGCAAGCACAAUGAGGAAAAGGGGGACUGGCCUUGCCGCAAAUGGUUCAUUGCUUCAUCUGACAAGUAUGCCAGCAUCAAGUAUUGCUGGGUGCCAGGUUUCCUCCUGGGUAAUUCUACCCAGACUAGUGGCAUGUCAAGGCGGAAAGUAGCGACACAGUUUGCAUUAACGGAGACAGCAAAUAGAAAGAUGUGCUAUCCACUGUGUGUGGAAAUUGUUCGAUGCUUGAACAUUGCAAGUAUUUGUGCGUGA
This is a messenger RNA of Chaetomium globosum CBS 148.51, 1830 nucleotides long. RefSeq lists its product as uncharacterized. The record is from RefSeq and is a predicted model, not a curated record. NCBI's taxonomy places the organism in Eukaryota, Fungi, Ascomycota, Sordariomycetes, Sordariales, Chaetomiaceae. Gene Ontology annotation, cellular component: cytoplasm. The transcript has 4 exons. The coding region runs from base 1 to 1830 and encodes 609 amino acids. Gene Ontology annotation, molecular function: oxidoreductase activity.